This is a messenger RNA of Trichechus manatus latirostris (Florida manatee), 3905 nucleotides long. RefSeq names its product cell cycle and apoptosis regulator 2 (gene CCAR2). Lineage: Eukaryota; Metazoa; Chordata; Mammalia; Sirenia; Trichechidae. Gene Ontology annotation, cellular component: nucleus. Gene Ontology annotation, biological process: regulation of DNA-templated transcription. Bases 331 to 3102 code for a protein of 923 amino acids. The record is from RefSeq and is a predicted model, not a curated record. The transcript has 21 exons.
CUGAAGCCUCUUUUCUAAUGGGACGCUUGAGCGUGGACACCACCGAGGCGCGGCUUGCUAACGUGAAUCCGAUCGGGGAAGGCGCACUUCCGUUCCACAGUUGGAGAAGGAUGCAAGCCAGAGUGGGGGAAGGGAGAGAUCGGUGGAGUCGGGGGAGGGACCAUAUCCGGGAGAGUGGCAGCUUCCGACCAGUGGUCGCGCUUCCGGAGAGGCGCUUCCGGCGGCGGCGGCAGCAGCGACUGUGGUGGUUCCGGGUGUCUUUGUCCCCCGGUGUCGCGGCCCUGGCCCGCAGGUUUUUUCCCAAAACUCUGAAAAAGGACAGCAUUCACAAUGUCCCAGUUUAAGCGCCAGCGGAUCAAUCCGCUUCCAGGGGGACGCAACUUUUCAGGCGCAGCUUCAACAUCUCUUCUGGGACCUCCUCCUGGUUUGCUCACUCCUCCUGUGGCUACAGAUCUGUCCCAAAAUGCCAGGCACCUUCAGGGUGGGGAGAAGCAGCGGGUCUUCACUGGAAUUGUUACCAGUUUGCACGACUACUUUGGGGUGGUGGAUGAAGAGGUUUUUUUUCAGCUAAGUGUGGUGAAGGGGCGGCUGCCCCAGCUGGGUGAGAAGGUGCUGGUGAAGGCUGCAUACAACCCAGGCCAGGCAGUGCCUUGGAAUGCUGUCAAGGUGCAAACACUCUCCAACCAGCCCCUGCUGAAGUCGCCAGCACCUCCCCUUCUGCACGUGGCAGCCCUGGGCCAGAAGCAAGGCAUCCUGGGAGCUCAGCCUCAGUUGAUCUUCCAGCAUCACCGAAUUCCCCCUCUCUUUCCUCAGAAGCCUCUGAGUCUCUUCCAAACAUCCCACACUCUUCACCUGAGCCACUUGAACAGAUUUCCUGCUCGGGGUCCUCAUGGAAGAUUGGAUCAGGGCCGAAGUGAUGACUAUGACUCCAAGAAACGUAAACAACGGGCUGGCGGAGAGCCUUGGGGUGCCAAGAAACCAAGGCAUGACCUGCCUCCUUACCGGGUCCACCUCACUCCCUAUACUGUGGACAGCCCCAUCUGUGACUUCUUAGAACUCCAGCGCCGUUACCGCAGCCUCCUGGUUCCCUCAGAUUUUCUGGCUGUUCAUCUGAGCUGGCUGUCAGCCUUCCCUCUGAGCCAGCCCUUUUCCCUCCACCAUCCAAGCCGUAUCCAGGUAUCUUCUGAGAAGGAGCCAGCUCCAGACACUGGUGCUGAGCCUAUCCCUUCAGACAGUGACCCCGGAUAUAGUUCCAAGGUACUGUUGCUCUCUUCCCCUGGAUUGGAGGAAUUGUAUCGUUGUUGUAUGCUGUUUGUGGAUGACAUCGCUGAGCCGAGGGAGACGCCAGAACAUCCUUUGAAGCAGAUUAAGUUUUUGCUGGGCCGGAAAGAUGAAGAGGCAGUGCUGGUUGGGGGCGAGUGGUCUCCUUCCUUGGAUGGCCUUGACCCCAAGGCUGACCCGCAGGUGCUAGUCCGCACCGCGAUCCGGUGUGCACAGGUUCAGACUGGCAUUGACUUGAGCAGCUGCACAAAGUGGUGGCGCUUUGCUGAGUUUCAGUACCUGCAGCCGGGACCCCCAAGGCGGCUCCAGACAGUGGUGGUGUACCUGCCGGAUGUCUGGACCAUUAUGCCUACUUUGGAAGAGUGGGAGGCCCUGUGCCAGCAGAAAGCUGCAGAGGCAGCUCUCCCACCGCAGGAGUCACCAGUGGAAACAGAGUCUUCUGAACAGGCGGCAGAUGCAUCGGAGCAAGCAGCAGACACCUCUAAACAAAAUGCAGAGAAUCCGGAGGUCACCGCGCAGCAGGAAAUGGACACAGAUCUCCCAGAGGCCCCUCCACCUCCUCUAGAACCUGCUGUCAUUGCACGCUCUGACUGUAUAAACCUCUCUCUCCAUGGUAUUGUGGAGGAUCGGAGGCCAAAAGAAAGAAUCUCUUUUGAGGUGAUGGUGUUGGCUGAGCUAUUUCUGGAGAUGCUGCAGAGGGAUUUUGGCUAUAGGAUUUAUAAGAUGCUGCUGAGCCUUCCUGAAAAGGUAGUGACUCCACCUGAACCUGAGAAGGAGGAGCCAGCCAAGGAGGAAGCAGUUAAGGAGGAAGAAGUGGUCAAAGAGGAGGUGGCCAAGGAGUCGAAGGAUGAGGUACAGAAUGAGGGAGCAGCUGCUGAGUCAGACACCCCACUGAAGGAGGAUGGACUUUUGCCCAAACCCCCAUCUUCUGGGGGAGAGGAAGAAGAGAAGCCCCGGGGUGAGGCAUCUGAGGACCUUUGUGAGAUGGCUCUGGACCCAGAACUGCUGCUUCUGAGGGAUGAUGGAGAAGAGGAAUUUGCAGGAGCAAAGCUGGAGGAUUCGGAGGUACGGUCCGUUGCCUCAAACCAGUCAGAGAUGGAAUUCUCUUCACUUCAGGACAUGCCCAAGGAGCUGGAUCCCUCUGCUGUGCUCCCCUUGGAUUGUCUCCUUGCUUUUGUGUUCUUUGAUGCCAACUGGUGUGGCUACUUGCACCGGAGAGACUUGGAGAGGAUUCUACUUACCCUUGGGCUACGGCUUAGUGCAGAGCAGGCCAAGCAGCUGGUCAGCAGGGUGGUGACCCAGAACAUCUGCCAGUACCGGAGCCUUCAGUAUAGCCGCCAGGAGGGCAUGGAUGGCGGACUUCCUGAGGAGGUGCUCUGUGGAAACCUUGAUCUGCUACCUCCUCCUGGGAAAAGCGCAAAGCCAAGUGCUGCCCCCAUGGAACACAAGGGCCUGGUGUCCCACAAUGGCAGCCUAAUCAAUGUGGGGAACCUGCUGCAGCGUGCAGAGCAGCAGGACAGUGGACGGCUCUACCUGGAGAACAAGAUUCACACACUGGAACUGAAGCUGGAGGAGAGCCAUAACCGAUUCUCAGCCACUGAAGUGACAAAUAAGACACUGGCGGCAGAAAUGCAGGAGUUGCGAAAUCGGUUGGCUGAGGCUGAGGAGACAGCCCGGACAGCUGAACGACAGAAGAACCAGCUUCAGCGGCUGCUACAGGACUUCCGAAGGCGCCUGACCCCUCUGCAGCUUGAGAUGCAGCGAAUGGUUGAAAAGGCCGACAGCUGGGUAGAGAAGGAGGAGCCAGCACCUACCAACUGAGGGGCUUUGCACAGGAACUGCCAUCCUGUGAGGUCAGCGAUGGAGUCUGCGGAAGUUAGAGCCCUUUUGGUACCAGAAAGCAGCUGGAGCAGGACCUAGGAGCCAUAGGCAGGGGAGGCUAACCCCUGUGCUCAGCCUCUGUAGGGGAGGUCAAGCUGUCAGGGUGGGGUCUAUCUGUGCUGUGAGACAGAUAAGUGAGGAACCCCAGUUCCAGUUACUACUAAAUACAACAUCUUUUACACCCCUAGAAUGUCAUUUUGCCCUCUACCUUGGAAUUCUUCUGGGGCCCUUUUAGUCUUGUGCUGACUUUCUCCUGUCCUCUUCCAAUUUAGAAUAAGACAGGGGAGGAAAAAGGCUUUUCGAGUACAUGACAAGGUCUAACACCAGUAAACUGAAGACACAGACAGGGAGUCUGGCUGGGGUUAAGAAGAACCCCAUAACCUGGAUGGCACAAAUCCUGCUAGGCUACAGGAGCAGGUUCUUGGGGAGGGCCUAACUUGGUCACCACUGGAACGGAGUCAGUGCUAGAAAGGUCUCAGUGUUGGGCUGUGUUUCUGUAUAGAACACUGUGUUCCAGCCACCCCAGACUUGCCGGAAGAAACCAGCACCUCUUUCCCCCUUGGUUCCCCAUGUUCAGAAUGUGGUAUUGGCUCUGGCCCAGCCUUUCUCCCUGUUACCCACCCAUAAUUCUCGCCUCUUUCCAUAAUCCGUGGUUUCAGUUUGACUUUGUAUAUGAAGUUUUUUUUUUUUUUUUUUUUUUUUUGGCUUUUUGUUUUUUAAAUAAACCAAAGUCAAAAAACAAA